Molecule: messenger RNA, 1070 nt
Organism: Triticum dicoccoides
Lineage: Eukaryota; Viridiplantae; Streptophyta; Magnoliopsida; Poales; Poaceae
Product: dolichol-phosphate mannosyltransferase subunit 1-like
Exons: 8
Coding region: 177-914 (245 amino acids)
Biological process (GO): GPI anchor biosynthetic process; dolichol-linked oligosaccharide biosynthetic process; protein O-linked glycosylation via mannose
Cellular component (GO): endoplasmic reticulum membrane
Molecular function (GO): dolichyl-phosphate beta-D-mannosyltransferase activity
Source: RefSeq, a predicted model, not a curated record
AGCCCGACUUGACUGCCCGGAGCGCUUCCAGUUUUGACACCGGCCGGCGACGGGAAAUCGGCCUCGCCAAUCUCGCCGGCUUCCCUCCGUCCCUGCCCAACUGCGGCUGCGGCGUCAGAUCGCGCACCGAGAAGAGUUGAUCUGCCGGCGCUGAUCUGCUCUGCUCGGUGGAGACGAUGGAGAAGGGAGGCGAGGCGGGCGGCGGCAGGCCGGAGUACAGCAUCAUCGUGCCCACCUACAACGAGCGCCUCAACGUCGCCCUCAUCGUCUACCUCAUCUUCAAGCACCUCCCGGAGGCCAAGUUCGAAAUCAUUAUUGUGGAUGAUGGAAGCCCCGAUGGAACACAAGACAUUGUAAAGCAGUUGCAGCAAGUAUAUGGUGAAGAUCGUGUUCUUCUGCGAGCUAGACCAAGGAAGCUAGGACUUGGUACUGCAUAUAUGCAUGGAUUAAAGCAUGCCUCAGGGGAGUUCGUUGUUAUAAUGGAUGCAGAUCUAUCUCAUCAUCCAAAGUAUUUGCCAAGCUUCAUCAGGAAGCAAAAGGAAACCGGUGCUGACAUUGUAACUGGCACGCGUUAUGUUAGCAAUGGUGGUGUCCAUGGUUGGAAUCUUAUGCGUAAGCUGACCAGCAGGGGAGCAAAUGUUCUGGCACAGACGUUACUACGCCCCGGAGCUUCUGAUCUGACUGGGUCGUUUAGGCUAUAUAAGCUAAGUGUUUUGGAGGAUGUCAUCUCCUCCUGCGUCAGCAAGGGCUAUGUAUUCCAAAUGGAGAUGAUUGUCAGGGCUACUAGGAAAGGUUAUCACAUCGAAGAGGUCCCAAUCACUUUCGUCGACAGGGUCUUUGGAAUCUCAAAGCUCGGGGGAUCCGAAAUUGUUGGAUAUUUGAAAGGCCUUGUGUAUCUGUUGCUCACAACUUAGGGGAAAAGACACGGUAGAUGCAUGACUGUUAUAGCACAAACUCUUGUUAAGAAUGAUUUUUCUUAUGUUCAGCUUGAGUUGCAUAAAAUUGCUAACAUUUUCAGACUUCCAAUUGAAUCCUGUACACAAGUUUUGAUCUGCUAGUACCCUUAUGAA